Messenger RNA from Rhagoletis zephyria (snowberry fruit fly), 792 nucleotides. RefSeq lists its product as uncharacterized. The record is from RefSeq and is a predicted model, not a curated record. Lineage: Eukaryota; Metazoa; Arthropoda; Insecta; Diptera; Tephritidae.
AUGUACAAAGCCGAGAAUAGAAGCAAUAUAGAUGAAACAAAAAAAAGUACGCAUGAAUAUGUAAAUAAUGUAAAAGAUGUUGAUGAAAAUCCGAAAAGUGAAAAUAUUGAAAUAGAUGUUGAGGAUAUGGAUUUAACAAUGCAAGUAGGCGUUAAAGACAAUGUUAACGAAGUUAAUGAAAUGUGCGAGGCUGAGGGUAUAAACGAUACAGCAGUGACGAAUGAGAACAUAUGUGAAUUUACGAAUUAUAACAAAAAUACUAGUGAAGAUAAUGAACUGAAUGAGGCUGUAAAUCAGAUACUAGCAAUUGAUAUAUGUAGUAAAGGUCGCGCAGAAUACAAGAUAGGCGAAGAGGUAGCAUAUAAAGAUCGAAUACGUUUUGAAGAAAUGUUUGAUAGGAUAUAUAUCAAAUCGGAAAGACUGGACAGACCGAGAGUAAGAAAAGAAUUGCGGUUGGUUUUAGAAAGUGAUAAGCCAUUCAGUUGUGCACCUAGAAGGUUGUCGUAUAGUGAGAAACAGGAGCUACAGAAAAUUAUUGACGAGUAUUUGACAAAAGGGUACAUACGACCCAGCGAAUCAGAGUAUGUCUCACCGAUAGUGCUGGUAAAAAAAAAAACGGGCGAGUUACGGAUGUGUGUUGAUUACAGGAAGCUUAAUAAGGUUACAGCGAAGGAUAAUUAUCCCAUACCGCUCAUAGACGACUUAUUGGACAGAUUAGCAAACAAGAUGAUAUUUACUAAAUUGGAUCUUAAGAAUGGUUUUUUUCAUGUAUAUGACAAUAUGAGUUCUUAA